UGGGCAAAAAUCCCUUGUACCAGAUUCAACACAAAAACCAUCGAGAUUUCUUUACUCGAUUUAACCCAUACUUGCAAUUCGUUGAAUCUAACCCUUUCAAUUCCUUCGAUUUUGCCCAACCCUAGUUUUUGCCAUGGCCAGCGACCGGGAAGAACGCAAGCACCGUCGUUCAUCUGACGACGAAUCUGAAGAACCCUCAAAACGCCGCAAGCACCGUCAUCACCGUCGCCGUCACCACCGUCAUCACAGUCGAAAGCACGAGAAGCACGAAGACAAACGUGAGGAGGGCGAGGAAGAAGUCACAGACAUGCCGCCUCCUCCUCCUCAUCCUCCGUCUGCUAAUUGUCGGCCUGAUUAUGACAUGGAGGAAGGAGAGAUUGUGGAAGAAGAUGCUGCUGAUUUCGACGGGAAGAAGACAGCAGAUUCUGAUGCCGAGUCCGGAGAAAUCAAAAUGGAAACUGGUGGUGCUGUGGUAGUGCCUAAUCGUAGUAUCAGGUUGCCGUUGGAUGAUGAUAAUGCUCAUCUAUCUGGUGGACAAUUGAUGGAUGGGGACCAUGAAAAUGAUGGCGUGGUGGCUAAGGCUUUCUCGGAGAGGAAUUCUGUUCAUGGCUCCAAGAUAUGUGAGGCAGUUGAUAAGGAGGCAAAUCGAAGUAAGAAGCAUAAUGAUAAUGGGUACAUGAGAGACGAGUCUCAUAUAGGAGUCAGUAACCAACCUAGAAGAAGUUGGUCACCAGGAGGAAAUGGUAAUAGAAAGAGUCAUUAUGAUGAUGAUUUUGAAACGAGGGACCGGAAGAAAUCUUUGUCUAAUGAAAAUUACGUGAAAGUGCAAAAAGACUUGUCAAGCGUGCAUGUGCAUGAAAGAAGUCAGGAAGAUGUUACUACUACUAGUAGAUCUAGGUCUCAUGAGCCGGGUAGGGAGAGGUCACGGUCUCGGAGCAUUUCUCAUGGAGCAUCUCGUCUCGAGACACACAAAGAGGAUAUUGAAUAUUUUACAAGCAGGAAAAAUAACGGGGAUGGUGACAAUGAAAGACUGAACAAACUUACAAAGGACUAUCGACAUGGCAGUCGAGAUUCAGCAAGGGAUAAGGAAAGAGAGCGUAGUUCUAGUCGUAGCAGACAUGGUCUACAAGUAGAUAAGCAUCACAGCAGGGAGUCUGGAGAGAGAAUUAGGGAGGGCAGCUGGGAGACAUGGGAUAGGGAUAGAGAUAGAGGGAGAGAUUUGAAAGAGAUUGAGAGGGACAGAGUGAAAAAGAAGGAACUUGAGGUGGAGAGGCAACACAAAAGCAUCAAGGAUGCAGAACGUUAUAGGGAGAGAGAGAGGGAGAGGGACAGGGAGAGAGAUAGAGACAGGAGAGAGAGGGGAAGGCGGGAGCGAGAGAGAGAGCGGGAACGGGAGAGGUCACAUGACAUAGGUAUGGAGAGAGAGAGUAGUAGAAAUAGAAGAACUUACAACCACAAUGAUGCUGGUGAUGGACGUGGUGGUCGUGAUAGGAUCGAUGAUUACAAACAUCGUAGGCCUGAGGAAACAAACUACAGAGAUAGACCUAGGAAAUAUGACAUAGAAAAAGCUGAUAGUUUCAAAGGUGCACCUUCAGAUGUAGAUACCAAAAGAAGGGAGGAGGUUGAUGAAGAGGUAUAUCAAGAAAGAAGUGCAUUGGAAGCUGAGGACGAUGAAGAAGAAGAUCUUAACAGAAUAAAAGAGGAGAGUAGAAGGAUCCUUGAAAAAUAUAGGACUAAGCCAUUGCGGCAGAAGCAACAAGAGCCUCAGUUUGAGGAUACAGUUAAAGAGGAUGUGGGAGAGCCUUUUAUCCAAAAAAAGAAUGUGGAAGAGAAUUCUCAGUCUGUAGCUUCAGCAGCUAAAGUUCAUUCAGGCACUCUUGAUGGUCAAGGAGAAGGAUCCGAUACUAACACUGGAGACACACCAUUUUCUGUUGGUAGAUCAACUCCACAAAAUGGUAAUUCUGGUGCUGAGAGGAACUCUGGUACUGGGGGAUUGGGAGAGGGUACUCCAAAGAGUGAGCGAUCGAAUGGUGAUGAUAUAUUUGGAGAAUCUCCACCUCGAGUCCGUGAAAUGAAUGAGAGAUCAAAUGACAUGUUCUCUGAUGAUAUAUUUGGAGAGUCACCAGCUGGAGUACGAAAAUAUGGAAAAGGUGAUGGUUUGGCUAUCCAGAGAAGUGGCCUUCAGGAUAAUUGGGAUGAUGCAGAAGGUUAUUACAGUUACCGUUUUGGGGAAAUACUUGAUGGUCGAUAUGAGGUUGUUGCUGCUCAUGGUAAAGGCGUUUUUUCAACAGUGGUUCGUGCAAGGGAUCUCAAGGCCGGAUCUGGUGAUCCAGAAGAAGUGGCAAUAAAAAUCAUACGCAACAACGAUAAAAUGUAUAAAGCUGGUUUAGAAGAAUUGGUCAUAUUGAAGAAGUUAGUUGGUGCAGACAUGGAGGACAGGCGCCAUUGUGUCCGGUUCCUUUCCAGUUUCAAGUACCGGAAUCAUCUUUGUUUAGUUUUUGAGUCUCUUCAUAUGAAUCUUCGUGAAGUAUUAAAGAAGUUUGGUCGUAAUAUUGGUCUUAAACUAACUGCUGUAAGGGCCUAUGCAAAACAGCUCUUCAUUGCUCUAAAACAUCUUAGAAACUGUGGCGUCCUUCAUACCGACAUUAAGCCAGAUAACAUGCUGGUAAACGAUGCGAAAAAUGUUCUGAAGCUUUGUGACUUUGGAAAUGCUAUGUUUGCUGGGAAAAAUGAGAUCACACCGUACCUUGUGAGCCGCUUUUAUCGUGCCCCUGAAAUAAUUCUAGGUUUGACUUAUGAUCAUCCUGUUGAUAUGUGGUCCRUUGGUUGCUGUUUGUUUGAGCUUUAUACUGGGAAGGUUUUAUUCCCUGGUGCUACAAACAACGAUAUGCUUCGCCUUCACAUGGAACUGAAAGGUCCAUUUGCAAAAAAGAUGCUGCGAAAGGGAGCAUUCACCGAACUUCAUUUUGAUCCAGACCUCAACUUUGUUGCCAUAGAGGAGGACCCUGUUACCAAGAAGACUGUAAAGAGGCUGGUUAAUAUGAAGCCGAAAGACAUUAGUUCUAUUGUUAUGAGCUCUCCUGGAGAGGAUGCAAAGAUGGUAGCCAAUUUUAAGGAUCUUCUGGAGAAGAUAUUUAUCUUAGAUCCUGAUAAGAGGAUAACUGUGCAGCAGGCACUGAGCCAUCCAUUCAUCACGGAACUUCGGACACAGUUCCUGACAUGGCCGAAGUCCGCAGACAUGAUGUUAGGUUGGACGACCUCUUGGCGGUUCUUUCCGUGGAAUAUGUACUGUUCUAUUGAAUCUACCAGUGCUAUGAGGCCACCAGGCAGUGCUUUAGAUGUUUAAUGGCACUCUGGAGAAGGUAUCUUGGUUUGUCUGUUUGGAGCUUAUUAUGACAAGUUAUAACUUUUAAGCUUUUUUUUCUUAUUCACGAGUGCAUUAGCACUCAUGAAAUUUGAAGGGCACUAUUGCCAUUGAGAAUUUCUGUGCUGGAGUUCGUUUCAUUGCUUCUGGCUUUGAAAGUUGUGAUAUUUUCCGCGUGUAGCAUUUAGAAGAUGAAAUCUGUUUCUUUUUUUGUUGUAGAAUAUAGGUGCUAGUGUCUAGCUAUAUGUUAAACAAGUGCUUCAUGCCUUCUGUUAGUUGUAUAUGUCAUCCUGUGUUAGGAGGCCACAUAGGUGACAUAAUGCUUUUUCUUUAUGCUAGUUAAAUCAUUUGUCCAUAAUUAAAUCUAUAUUCUAAUGAUGCUCUAUUCCACCUGAUUCAUGGUUUGGUCACUCUGGAUGAUCAUGCAUGGAGGCGUGUGUGCUGGAGCUUUGAAGUAAAAGUAUAUUCAUCUCUAUGCCUUUCCAACUUCUGUAAGUAUCAAUACUCUGAUCAUCUUUUUAGUCUUUUGUGCCAUUUUCUACUCCUGCAGUUCUGUUAAACAGUUGCAGGAGUGAUCAUGUCAAGGUUCUUCUUUUUUCUUUCUGAAUAUGGGUCUUCAGCUUGUCUGCGUUAAUUUCACAUCGUCACUUAUAAACACAGUUAUUUUAUAUGGCCACCUGUGUAAAUGUUUAUAAGUUUCAAUCCUCACCUAUAUAUCUUUGUAUAUCUUAACUGAUCAACUCUUCCAUUAACCGGCUGCAUAAAUUUCUUAGCCAUACUUGUUCUGUUCUGUGAUGUAUACUUUAAAAUCUCAGGAUGAGUAUCCACAUCUAAAGAAUGUUAACUAUUUGCAUAAGUUUUCUGGUCUAUAUUCGAUCUUUGCUGUAUGCUCAAUUUCAGGAUGACUACCUUGAAAAAGAGGCUGUUUUGUUGUCAAAGUUCCCAGUGUGUUAAAUCACAAGCAACUUGAUAGGAUCUGUGAAAUACUGAAUUUGCUUAAUCAGAUUUAACUUUAGCAAGUUAAUAUAAUUUCGAAGGAGAUAAAAUUGAUUCUGUUCAACAGGGUGAGUUAACGUCACUAUUGGAAGUUGUCUGAUUUGGGAUGCAUAUUGUGGUUUGCAACAGUUAUCCUUUCUUAUAAUGUCAUAUUCUUAGGAAAGAAUUACUUGCUCCAUCCCACAAUGAUUUUUCCCAUUUGAAUGUUGUCUAGUCGGUUACCUGAUUUCAAACUGUUUGGAAACACCUUUGUUAGGAUUUGUUCUGCAUCAUGUAUAAUCAAGUUAAAUAACGAUAAAGUAACCGCUAGUAAUGUUUAUUCAACCGUUAAUCUUUCUUACCAAAAAUUGACAUUUGGACACAUUUUUCCUUGAUGAGCCCCGACAGCAACACCAUUUUUAUCAGGAAGAAAACAAUUGCAGCCAUUGUACUUGGCUUUAGCUUUCAAAAUAAUGAUUCUGCUGUAAGAAUCCCAAAACAUUAUAGUUAGUGAACAUUUUUUUCUUGCUGAAUUUCCGUAGCGUUGAAGAGGUGGGAAUCCAUCAAGUAUGGCCUGGGGUUCGUAUCUGGGCACCAUUCAUCUACCUUUUGGAAAUAGGUGAUGCCAUGAUUUAUAAGAAAUAAUAUGGCAAAAGGCGCAGCAAAUAAGGCUUGAACUCGAGCCAACAAAAUUCACGAGCACGUCUCUAUCCAUUCACCUGUCUUUGAGACACCUUGAUUUUUCCUCCAAUUAUUUACUAGUACAGUGAUUAUUUUGAUAGCUAAAUUUUAGUACCAUGGUUGAAUUUUUCCAAGAGAGUGUUCCUUUUUGGGUUUUUGCAACAAUUAUGAUUUCUUGAAACCAAAGAGAAAUAAAUGGUUACACUUUUUCACUUUUUUAUCGGGGCAAAUUGGUAAGGUCAUGUCUUUUUGGCUGGAAAGUAGAGUGUGGUCAGGAAGUGGUGGGAAUAUUUGCUAUGUUGUUUAGAUAAAAUUUUACAAGGCAUGGGGUGUACAGUUCAUUAGCUUGUGUUUUGAAUUGUGCUUUUUUUUUCCUUUUCUUUAUUGUUUUCCCUUUUAUGAUCGUCCAUUCUGUGGGAACUAUUCAACUUAUAAGAUUCCUGCCCUUGUUUAGGUGCUCGUGUUUUAUUAAAAUCUGCUGUCCCCAAAUCACGUGAAGCCACAUGUCAAUUUGUUGAGGAGAGAAAACAUUAAUUAAAUAAAAAAUUAUAUAAAAUAAAAUAAUGACAUGGCUUCACGGACAGCAGAUUUUUAUUCGCUUUUUAGGUUUCCUCCUCCAGGUUUAGAUUUAGUAUUUGUCUACGUCUGGGUAUUCAGCUGCAUGAGGAUUACAUUGCUUCCAGUUCUUAAGGGCUUGUUCCAUGAAUGCCAAGUCGUUUCACAUUUCAGAUGAAAUUGGAUCAUAAUUUCAUAUGAUGUCAAUUAGAUGAUUAUAGUUGUUUAAUGUUAUUUUAUAUGAUGUCAAUUUAUGUGCACUAGCGUACAUGUGAAGAGUAGGAAUACCCAGUUUGGAGGACAUCCAAAUAGAAUCCUCUUUAUAAUUUCAAGGACAUGUUGCUCUUUACCAUGUCCAGUGGCAUGUUUCUUACUUACCGAUUGAACUGAACCUUGUAUGAGAUGCAGCUUUAUGGGUUGCGAGCAAGAAAAAAAUAUGAUUUCUGGGAUUUUCCAGUUUGAGUGCUUAAUUCUAUCAGGUAUCCUUGAAGUAUAAUUUUAAUCCAAAGCUAUAGAUUUCAUUCUAUGUUUAUACUAGUAGUUGUUUUAAUCAGAAUGAGCUUUUUGGGUAAAACCAAAAAUUUAAUGCCACGCCACUAUGUGAUUUCAGCAGGGUAAACAAACGUGUUAAUACGCACAAGAGAAAAGAAGUCAAGUGGCCCUUGUUUAACAUGUGUAGUGUUGAGGAUUUAAGAAACAUUUUGAAUUAUUUUUUGCUUGUUAUGAUCGUACUACUGAGCAAGCCUUUUAAGGCUUAAAGAGGCAAUAAAUUAAGACCGUUUACCAAUGAGGUGUCACUUACCUUAUCUAGUGAGCAUGCGGAAGUCCGAGAAUUACCCAAUAAGAGGAAUAUCAAGUAAAUCUUACCCAGUGAGGAAAAAGAUUUACUUGAUAAAACAUGCUUACCAACAAUCUAUUUUGAUUUCUACUAUGUUACCUGGUAAGGUGAACGAGGGUGGUGACUUUUGCCAAUAAGCGUUUGGUAAACGGCUAACACUAAGAUUAUCCACCUUGUGCUGGUUAACUUUUUGAAAAUAAUUUUGUACUUUUUUGUAUUUUUUUUUGAGGUUGCUUGCAUUAGGCCUUGUAGCUAGUGGCACAUCUAGUAUCCAUGGAUUUGUGCCUGCCUUUUCAAACACACUUGUUUAUGAAAGCAAGAGAUGGAUCUUUUUCUUAAAAAUUCUAACUUAUUGAUCCAUUUAAGUGGUGUAUUAGUUAUGUUUGUUGCUUACAUGUUUCUUUUGCCUUUAUGCAAGCUAGAGGUGGUGGUGGUUCUCAUGGGAGGGACAAACAGGUAAAGGUAAGGUCUAUGUACAUCUUAUUCCCAGACCCUAUCUACCUUUGGGUGGGGGAUAUAUGGGUUAUGUUUGGUUCUCUUUCCUUAUAUAUGAAGCAAAUUAUUUGUACAUUUUUAUUCUUGUGAUUGUGGUGUGGUUCAAUGGGGUGUUGUACUGUUGAGUUUGUUGCAAUUGAAGUGAGAAUUGCU
Cynara cardunculus var. scolymus (artichoke) is the source of this 7061-nucleotide messenger RNA. Its product is annotated as serine/threonine-protein kinase prpf4B. The coding region runs from base 134 to 3346 and encodes 1070 amino acids. Gene Ontology annotation, molecular function: protein serine/threonine kinase activity; ATP binding. Gene Ontology annotation, biological process: mRNA cis splicing, via spliceosome; peptidyl-serine phosphorylation; peptidyl-threonine phosphorylation. Lineage: Eukaryota; Viridiplantae; Streptophyta; Magnoliopsida; Asterales; Asteraceae. The record is from RefSeq and is a predicted model, not a curated record. The transcript is spliced from 16 exons.